ACGUGUAUAAAUGUACGAGACUCGAACAUUCUGAGGUGCGUGCCUAAACUAAGGUUGCUCUUAUUUAUAGUUAUUCCCCAUGCAAUGUGGGUGUCGCAAACCUGAUCUUACAAUCUGCCAUUCAUCUGAGGCUUAAAAGACUCUAUUUUCAUCAGUUUUAUGGCUAACAGUUGCCCGAUUUUUCCAAACCAACCAGACGUCUAGAGCCGGAGUCGACAUGGCACGCUCUUCAAUCCGCGUGCGCUUGUUGUUUGACGACUGCACUCCAUUACGCCCCGGCAGUGUUGGCCGGAGGAAGUGUUGGUUUUUGCUGAACAUCGAUGCGUGUCGCAGAAUUACCGACGUAGAGUAUUGCAUUCAGAAGACAUUCUGUCUUGGAGGAUCGUCUCAGAUUGAACUGCUGCUGGAUGAUUUUGUUCUUCCUCCUUUUGAAAAGUCAGAGAUUAUCAAAGAAAAUGAUUUAAUCAGGGUGAGAUUACUCGGUGAAGCUGAUGCAAAGCAUGAUGAAGCACAGAAGAAGAAAAAGGCUCAUGCACCCACAAAGCAUGAAAUAAGUAGUAAUGUCAAAAAUUCUAGAGCUAAAAAGAAAAAGAAAACCAAAGAAAACCAAACAGACAUUGAUAGGACUCAUAGGAGUCAUCAAGAUGGAUUGGCGAAUGAUGCAAGAGGAUCCAAAAAAGAGAAAACAAAAGGAGUUGCUCAACAGAAAUGCAAAGAAAAUCAAUCUGUGGCUGCAUCUGGAGCAGUGAAUGGAACCCCGAAAAAUACCUCUGCAGUUCACAAACAUUCAAUUAAAAAAGUACGGACAUAUUCCAGUUCCUCAUCAGAUUCCAGCUCAGAAGAUGCUGACCAAGCAAGAAUAUCCUUGAAGAAAAACAGUUCUCACAAAGGUGCUGCCAGGAGAAAGCUAAAACAAAAGUCACCAGUGCAAUCUUUGAAUUGUACACAGAGUUCUGCAAACCCUGGAACCUCUGCUCUUCCUGUGGCAGGCUCAGGAAACCAAGAAAUCAAAGCCAAUGGGAGCAAGUGCAAUGGAUCCAGGCUACAGCAUUCUGAAACUGAAUCAAGCUCGACAGAAGAGGAGAGGGUUGCCGGGCAUAGAAAACCUCUGAAGAAUACAGCAUUAGUACUUAUCAAAAAGUCAGUGAAUGAUAGUGUGGGAAGUCCCAAGAGCAAACAAGCUCCUAGGACAAGAACUGUCAGUUCACCCUCCACUUCGUCAGUGUCUUCUCUAUCUUCUGCGUCCUUGUCAUCGGACUCUGAUGAGCAUCAACAGAAGCAGACUUUGCAAACUGGUGCAAAGCCAGGAAGAACCUUCACAAACCAAGAACUUACGAACUGUCCAACAAAUGCAAAAGAUCUUGCUAGCAGUAAAAAUGCUCUGGUGAGAAAAUCGGUGCUGAAGUCCUCCAGUGGGCAUGUUAGAUUUUCAUCAAACUCAGACGGUAGUGAAUCGGAAGCUGGUGAUUCCCAAUCCUCUGGGAGUCCUAGUCAGGUAGUCAAACAAAUGAACCUUGAGCCAACUAAUUCCAUGACUGCAGCCAAGAUGAGGGAAGGCAAUGUUGUAGGGAUGGAGGAGUCUCAUGGCAAUAGCUUGCAAGGAAAAGGAUGUGAGCAUGAUGAUUUUGAGAACCAAUCUUCUGUGAUAGAGGGUAAUUCUACUUCAGCUGAUGGAAUACAGACAAAGCUUUUGGCCAUUGCUGGACAGAAACCCAAGCAGUCCAGGAAACCAACGAAGCAAGUCUCAAAGCCUGAACAGCCCAAGAAGUCCAAAGACUACAGCAGCUACCCACCUCUAGUUGGACCACCACGUGCUGGAGACACAAUUGCCUAUAAGAUUCUGGAGCUGUCUGGAUUGUACACACCAGAAGUUUCAGAUUACAAGGAAGGAGAAGUGAUCAACUACAAUCAUUCCAACUCCAUGAUAGAGCUCCGACUCAGUGAUGUUGCCAUGGCAGUAGAACCAAACAGAGAUGGUGGGAAGUUUGAGAUGGAAUCAGAAGAGGUUGAUGAAGAGCCUGCUGAAUCACUGCCUCAAAACAGAUUGGUGUUGGUGACUUUGCCUUCUCUGAUUGAUCCAAAGCUAAUCACAUGACAUCAAGUCAAAGGUCGUGACGUGCACAUGCAGUUGACGUCUUCCGUCUGAAGAUACUCACUUGGCUAUUGAUGCUGUGGUAUUCUAUCUCCUAUUGUAUAUGUUUUAAUGCCAUUUGUCAUGAUGAAAUUAAGAUGUGUACCUGUGCCUUUGUUAGUGCAGUCUAGUAUUAACUUGAGCAUUUUGAUGUUCAUUUUGAUUUGUACUUCAAUGAUAUUUGAUAGUAGUUUUAUGUCUUGAGUCGAUGAUUGUUUUGAUUCAAUAACUCCAGUGUCACUAAAAUGCAUUGAGUUAUCUAAGUUAACGUAAAUCCAUUGUUACAUCAGUACAAACACAUUUGAAAAGAUUGCUGCAAACAUAACAUAUAACUAGAUGACUGGUUCAUUUUGUGAAUGGACAAUCUAUGAUCAAGGG
Molecule: messenger RNA, 2509 nt
Organism: Lytechinus variegatus (green sea urchin)
Lineage: Eukaryota; Metazoa; Echinodermata; Echinoidea; Temnopleuroida; Toxopneustidae
Gene: coil
Product: coilin-like
Exons: 6
Coding region: 218-2095 (625 amino acids)
Biological process (GO): spliceosomal snRNP assembly
Cellular component (GO): Cajal body
Molecular function (GO): U1 snRNA binding; U2 snRNA binding
Source: RefSeq, a predicted model, not a curated record